UCUGCAGCUUCUCCUGUCAUCGGAAAUGCCAGGCCAAGGUGGCUGCCCCCUGCAUUCCUCCAUCCAGCCAUGAACUGGCGCCCGUCAACACGGAGAGUGCACCGAAGAAUGUAGUGGACACGGGAGAAGGAGCCUUCCGGGGUGGAAGCACAGGGAAAAGCCUUGAGGGAGACGGCUCCACCAGAGUCCCCCUGAGCGUCCAGCCGCGUCCCCAGCCCAUCAGAAACAUGAGUGUGAGCCGGACCAUGGAGGACAGCUGCGAGCUAGACCUGGUGUACGUCACCGAGAGGAUCAUCGCCGUCUCCUUCCCCAGCACCACCAAUGAGGAGAGCUUCCGGAGCAACCUCCGUGAGGUGGCCCAGAUGCUCAAGUCCAAACAUGGAGGCAACUACCUGCUUUUCAACCUCUCCGAGCGGAGACCCGACAUCACCAAACUCCACGCCAAGGUACUGGAAUUUGGCUGGCCUGACCUCCACACCCCGGCCCUGGAGAAGAUCUGCAGUGUCUGCAAGGCCGUGGACACCUGGCUCAACGCAGACCCCCACAACGUGGUCGUUCUACACAACAAGGGAAACCGAGGCAGGAUAGGUGUCGUCAUCGCGGCUUACAUGCACUACAGCAACAUUUCUGCCAGUGCCAACCAGGCCCUGGACCGGUUUGCCAUGAAGCGGUUCUAUGAGGAUAAGAUUGUGCCCAUUGGUCAGCCGUCCCAGAGAAGGUACGUGCAUUACUUCAGCGGCCUGCUCUCCGGCUCCAUCAAAAUGAACAACAAGCCCUUGUUUCUGCACCACGUGAUCAUGCACGGCAUCCCCAACUUCGAGUCCAAAGGAGGGUGUCGGCCGUUUCUUCGGAUCUACCAGGCCAUGCAGCCUGUUUACACGUCUGGCAUCUACAACGUCCAAGGAGACAGCCAGACCAGCAUCUGCAUCACCAUCGAGCCUGGGCUGCUCUUGAAGGGAGACAUCUUGCUGAAGUGUUACCACAAGAAGUUCCGGAGCCCAGCCCGAGACGUCAUCUUCCGCGUGCAGUUCCACACCUGCGCCAUCCACGACCUGGGGGUGGUCUUCGGGAAGGAGGACCUUGAUGAUGCCUUCAAAGAUGAUCGAUUUCCAGAAUAUGGCAAAGUGGAAUUUGUAUUUUCUUAUGGACCAGAGAAAAUUCAAGGCAUGGAACACCUGGAGAAUGGGCCGAGCGUGUCAGUGGACUAUAACACCUCCGACCCCCUCAUCCGCUGGGAUUCCUACGACAACUUCAAUGGGCCUCGAGAUGACGGCAUGGAGGAGGUAGUGGGCCACACUCAGGGGCCGCUGGACGGGAGCCUGUACGCCAAGGUGAAAAAGAAGGACUCCCUGCACGGCAGCACCGGGGCCAUCAACGCCACGCGGCCCGCCCUGUCGGCCACCCCCAACCACGUGGAGCACACCCUCUCCGUGAGCAGUGACUCCGGCAACUCCACCGCCUCCACCAAGACAGACAAGACUGAUGAGCCAGGCCCCGGCCCCUCCGGCGCCCCUGCCGCCCUAAGUCCCGAGGAGAAGCGGGAGCUGGACCGCCUGCUCAGUGGUUUCGGCUUGGAGCGAGAGAAGCAAGGCGCCAUGUACCACGCCCAGCAUCUCCGGUCCCGCCCGGCGGGGCGCCCUGCUGCACCCCCCUCUGGCCGCCACGUCGUCCCAGCCCAGGUUCAUGUCAACGGCGGGGCCUUGGCGUCUGAGCGGGAGACGGACAUCCUGGACGAUGAGCUGCCCAACCAGGAUGGGCACAGCGUGGGCAGCAUGGGCACACUGUCCUCCCUGGACGGGGUCACCAACACCAGUGAGGGGGGCUACCCGGAGGCCCUGUCCCCGCUCACCAACGGUCUGGACAAGCCCUACCCCAUGGAACCUCUGGUCAAUGGCGGGGGCUACGCCUAUGAGUCCACCAGCCGGGUGGUGCCGGCUGCCCACACGGCCCCCAUGCGGCCCUCCUACUCCGCGCAGGAGGGUCUAGCCGGCUACCAGCGUGAGGGGCCCCACCCAGCCUGGUCACAGCCGCUGACCACUUCCCCCUACGGCCCUGACCCCAGCAGUAUGUUCCGCUCUCAGUCCUUUCCGGAAACCGAGCCCCAGCUGCCCCCAGCUCCGGCCCGUGGGGGAAGCAGCCGGGAGGCUGUGCAGAGGGGUCUGAAUUCCUGGCAGCAGCAGCAGCAGCAGCCUCGCCCGCCUCCUCGCCAGCAGGAAAGGGCCCACUUGGAGAGUCUUGGGCUCAGCAGGCCCAGCCCCCAGCCGUUGGCAGAGACCCCCACGCCUGGCCUCCCUGAAUUCCCGAGGGCAGCCUCCCGGCAGGAAAUCGAGCAGUCCAUCGAAGCCCUCAACAUGCUGAUGCUGGAUCUGGAGCCAGCCACGGCGGCCGCCCCCCUGCACAAGUCCCAGAGUGUCCCAGGGGCCUGGCCAGGGGCCUCCCCGCUCUCCUCCCAGCCCCUCUCCGGCUCCUCCUGCCAGCCCCAUCCACUGAGCCAGUCCCGAUCUGGCUACAUCCCCAGUGGGCAUUCCUUGGGAGCCCCUGAGCCAGCCCCACGGGCCUCGCUGGAGUCCGUCCCUCCUGGCAGGCCUUACUCACCUUAUGAUUAUCAACCAUGUCCAGCUGGACCCAACCAGAGCUUCCGUCCAAAGAGCCCAGCCUCCUCGUCCUCCUCGUCCGCCUUCCUUCCAACCACCCGUGGCCCUCCAGGGCCUCAGCAGCCCCCGGCCUCUCUGCCUGGCCUCACCGCUCAGCCUCAGCUCCCACCCAAGGAGGCGCCUUCAGACCCAUCCCGAACGCCGGAGGAGGAGCCGUUGAACCUGGAGGGGCUGGUGGCCCACCGGGUAGCAGGGGUGCAGGCUCGGGAGAAGCAGCCUGCAGAGCCCCCGGCCCCUCUCCGGAGGCAGGCGGCCAGCGAUGGACAGUACGAGAACCAGUCUCCAGAGCCCACAUCCCCCCGUAGCCCCGGGGUUCGCUCUCCUGUCCAGUGCGUGUCUCCGGAGCUGGCUCUCACCAUCGCUCUCAAUCCUGGAGGGCGGCCCAAAGAGCCCCAUCUGCACAGCUACAAGGAGGCCUUCGAGGAGAUGGAGGGAACCUCCCCGGCCAGCCCACCGCCCAGUGGGGUGCGCUCCCCUCCAGGACUGGCCAAGACCCCCCUGUCUGCUCUGGGCCUGAAGCCCCACAACCCGGCAGACAUCCUGUUGCACCCCACGGGCGAGCCCCGGAGCUAUGUCGAGUCGGUGGUGCGGACGGCUGUGGCUGGGCCCCGAGCUCAGGAUCCUGAGCCCAAGAGCUUUAGCGCCCCGGCCACCCAGGCCUAUGGCCACGAGAUGCCCCUGAGGAACGGGACCCUAGGCGGCUCCUUUGUCUCCCCCAGCCCCCUGUCCACCAGCAGCCCCAUCCUCAGCGCUGACAGCACUUCCGUGGGAAGUUUCCCAUCAGGGGAGAGCAGUGACCAGGGCCCACGGACCCCCACACAGCCUCUGCUGGAUUCUGGCUUCCGCUCCGGCAGCCUGGGCCAGCCCAGCCCUUCGGCCCAGAGAAGCUACCAGAGCUCUUCUCCUCUCCCGACCGUCGGCAGCAGCUACAGCAGCCCCGACUACUCGCUUCAGCAGUUCAGCUCCCCGGAGAGCCAGGCCCGGCCUCAGUUCAGUGUGGCUGGCGUCCACGUGGUGCCCGGGAGCCCUCAGGCACGCCACAGGACAGUGGGCACCAACACUCCCCCUAGUCCUGGCUUUGGCCGCCGGGCCAUCAACCCCAGCAUGGCUGCCCCCGGCAGCCCCAGUCUGAGCCACCGCCAGGCGAUGGUUCCGCCGGGAACUGGCUUCCAUGGUAACACGGUCUCCAGCCCCCAGAGCAGCGCAGCGACCACGCCAGGAAGCCCCAGCCUGGGCCGGCACCCUGGGGCCCACCAAGUUCCAGGCCUCCACGGCAAUGUGGCCACCACUCCAGGAAGCCCCGGCCUGGGCCGGCACCCUGGGGCCCCCCAGGCCACAGGCCUCCAUGGCAACGUGGUGACCACUCCCGGGAGCCCCAGCCUGGGCCGGCACCUGGGAGGGUCUGGAUCUGUGGUUCCUGGCAGCCCCAGCUUGGACCGGCACGUGGCUUAUGGCGGCUACUCUACCCCUGAGGACCGGAGGCCCACGCUGUCCCGGCAGAGCAGCGCCUCUGGCUACCAGGCUCCUUCCACGCCCUCCUUCCCUGUGCCCCCCGCCUUCUACCCCUGCCUGAGCAGCCCCGCCACCUCCCCCUCGCCGGAUUCAGCAGCCUUCCGGCAAGGGAGCCCAACCCCGGCCUUGCCGGAGAAGCGGAGGAUGUCCGUGGGAGACCGAGCGGGCAGCCUUCCCAACUACGCCACCGUCAACGGGAAGGUGUCCUCCUCGCCCGUGGCCAGCGGCAUGUCCAGUCCCAGCGGCGGCAGCACCGUCUCCUUCUCCCACACCCUGCCCGACUUCUCCAAGUACUCCAUGCCAGACAACAGCCCCGAGACGCGGGCCAAAGUGAAGUUUGUCCAGGACACUUCCAAGUAUUGGUACAAACCUGAGAUCUCCAGAGAGCAGGCCAUCGCACUCCUGAAGGACCAGGAGCCCGGGGCCUUCAUCAUCCGGGACAGCCACUCCUUCCGAGGCGCCUACGGGCUGGCCAUGAAGGUGUCUUCUCCGCCUCCCACCAUCAUGCAGCAGAAUAAAAAAGGGGACAUGACCCAUGAGCUGGUGAGGCAUUUCCUGAUAGAGACUGGCCCCAGAGGAGUCAAGCUCAAAGGGUGCCCCAAUGAGCCAAACUUCGGAUCUCUCUCUGCCCUGGUCUACCAGCAUUCCAUCAUCCCACUGGCUCUGCCCUGCAAGCUGGUCAUUCCAAACCGAGAUCCCACAGAUGAAUCAAAAGAUAGCUCAGGCCCUGCCAACUCAACCACUGACCUGCUGAAGCAAGGGGCAGCCUGCAACGUGCUCUUCGUCAACUCUGUGGACAUGGAGUCACUCACUGGGCCACAGGCCAUCUCCAAAGCCACUUCUGAGACACUGGCUGCUGACCCCACACCAGCUGCCACCAUCGUUCACUUCAAAGUUUCUGCCCAGGGAAUUACACUGACUGACAACCAGAGAAAGCUCUUCUUCAGACGACACUAUCCCCUCAACACUGUCACCUUCUGUGACCUGGAUCCACAGGAGAGAAAGUGGAUGAAGACGGAGGGAGGUGCCCCUGCUAAGCUCUUUGGCUUCGUGGCCCGGAAACAGGGCAGCACCACGGACAACGCCUGCCAUCUCUUCGCUGAGCUUGACCCCGCCCAGCCCGCGUCCGCCAUCGUCAACUUCGUCUCCAAGGUCAUGCUGAGUGCCGGCCAGAAGAGAUGAACCCCACCCUCUGCCCGGGGCCGGGGCAGUGCGGGUGGGGCACGUGGAGAGGGGACCCAUGAAUCCUGGCCGCCCUUGAAUCCAGAAGGAGGACUUUGGGCCAAUUUUGGAGAAGGAGAGAAGAAAGUGCGAUGCGGGGAGAGGGAAGUGAAUUGCAGAGGGGAAGGGGGGAGAGAGAGAGAGAGGAAGAAAGAGACAGAGGAGAAUCACUCGGAUUCCCCGGGGUAGAUGGAUACUGCGAAACUCCCAGAGCCUCCGAAACCAACCAGGUCCACCCAGCUCCCCCUCCACCCUCCAAGAGGAUGGAGCUCCUCAGAGGAGACAGAACCAGCCUCCCUGGGGAUCCGUAUUUUGGGGGGAAAUGGAAAAGCCCUGUCCCCCUAACCCAACUGCUUUGCAAGGAGACAUCAAGUCAAGAAAGUCUUUCUCUGGCCACCUCUAGGGUAGAUUGCCAAACCAAAAAGAGCCAUCAUGCGAUAUCAAGUGGAGAACUUUUGCUGUUGAAAGUGUCUCAUUCCCGAGGCCCCUAAGGUCUCUCUGCUCUGCCUCCGAUGUAUAGUUCGUAUGGGUGUAUAUCUGCGGUGUAUGUAUGUCCGCACCCACCUGCUCACACACUGAUUUAUAUCUGCCUCUCUGCUAGAGUUAUAAACAGGUAUCCUUGUCCAGGUCCCAUGUGUUUGCACACACGUGUGCAUACUGUCCAAAGAAGGUUAGAGUCAGGGUGACAGGGCAGCAGAGAGGGAACAUAAGCCCUCUUCCCCAGGAGUACCCAAGAGUAUGGGUGACAAACUCUCUCUUGGUCCCUCCACCUGUGGCCCCUUUCCUCCACAAAGACCCUGCAGGAGGGGGGCCAGCCAGCCUGCAGCAUUACUUCUGUUCUGCCUCUGAGCAUUGGUUUGAGGAGAUGGAGACAGGCAUGUCCACGGCCUUGGGGAAGAGAGCCGUCAGCAGGGGUGACUGUUGAGCUCCGGGCAUCUUCCCCAGGUGUGUGGCCCAGCAGCGAGGCGGCAGGUCGCUCCCACCAGCACCCAGCCCUCAGCCCGUACUCGGGUUCCAUACCCCAGGCCAGCCUUAUCUCAGACUUGCUUAUCUGCAUGAUGCCUUUAGGGGUGCUGGGCGUCGAGCUGUCCUGCAGGCUCCCCAUGUCGGGGCUCACCCUGGGGAAGCUGCUUCCCACAGCCCUGCUCCGUGAGGCCCAGGGGAGACGCCGCUAGUCUUUGUGCUCCCUUUGCAGAUGUUAUGGGGUCUGACUUUCGCUGGGCUGCCCAGCGUGACUUCAGCAGAGCUGUGGGGGCUGCUGCCUGUCCACCACACGCCCUACCGACAAUACCAAAGCCUUGCUCUUCCCCGCUCUGCCUUGGUCUCCCCAGCAGAGCCGAGCUGCCCGUGGAGCAGAGGGCAGAAGGCACGCCUUGAGGCCACGGGGCUGAGUCCAUCUGGGCAAUCGUGAAGCCCCCGCCCGCCACCCAAGGCCUCUAAGCUGGAAGGGAGAAUUCACCAGGACUCCGUUCGUGAAUAGCUUCUUAAGCCUGUGGGGGUCCCCUAGAGAGAGGCAUUGUACUGAUAUAUAAAUAUAUAUAAUAUAUAUGUGAGACAUACUGACAGAAUCUGUAAGCUAAUAAAAUAUAAGAAAACGUUAAAAAAAAGAAUAGGUAAAUUGACAAGAAGUAUUUAUUGUUUUCCCAUAUUGCUUGAUUGCCUUCCUGGGCAGAAACCAGUGCCUGCCCCUCUUUAUGUGUAUAAGUAAAGCCUGAAAUGGGGGGGCCUCUGUCCUUGGAGCAAUCAGCGGGCUCCUGCCCUGGCCUCGGCCUGCCCUAGACUCUGUCUGGGCCUCAGCGGGGAGGGAUGCAUGUGUUCCAUCCCCUCUGGCCCCCUUCUUUUCUGGCAAGCCCGGGCCGGGCUGUCAGCUCCCAGAGAUGAGAGGGGAGCUGUCCCCUCAUCGCAGGCCCGAGCGAGCGUGUGAGCCUGCGGGGAUGUGCAUGAGUGUGGCGGGCAUGGGUGACGUGUGCGUCUUUUGUAUCUUUUCUCCUCCAAGAGGCUGUAUCAGUGUGGACGUCCAGGGAGUUGGAAAGGAGAGUCUGAAAAAGGCGGGGAGCAGCCCCCUGCUUCCCAAAGAUUGACACCUUGUGCUUGGUGACCAAGGGUCCUCCAAAGUGCUCUCCUUCUGAGGCAUUGAAGCCUGAUACCCCGAUCUUCCCUCUCCCCACCCCCCCUUCACCCCAACUGCCCUCCCAGACAGAAGGAGAUGUCCCCACCUGCUUCCUCUGUAAAUAUCUUGAUCUCCCCCGGGACAGCCUGGGACCUUCUCCUCCUGGUCUGGACGUCCCCUCCACACUUGAGGUUGGGCCGAGCGGCAGACCCUUUGGCAGCCAGACCCGGGUCCAGGUCUGGGGUCAGCCUUCCCACGUACUCUCCUAACGCCCGCCAGCAGCCCCCCUCCCAGAAACAGCUGGCCCACCGCACUCAGGCCUCAGCCAGUGUGAGCCUGCGGGACGGACCCAGGGGGUGCUAGGAAGCUGGUCCACACACUCCCAGCAUCCUUCUGGAGAAAAUGGGUUUCUAGAAUUUGGCCUUUCCAGAAAAA
This is a messenger RNA of Diceros bicornis minor, 7932 nucleotides long. RefSeq names its product tensin 1 (gene TNS1). Gene Ontology annotation, molecular function: protein binding. The coding region runs from base 228 to 5348 and encodes 1706 amino acids. The transcript has 31 exons. The record is from RefSeq and is a predicted model, not a curated record. Lineage: Eukaryota; Metazoa; Chordata; Mammalia; Perissodactyla; Rhinocerotidae. Gene Ontology annotation, biological process: fibroblast migration.